AUGAAAUGCACAUUGUUUCUGUAUACUGAAAGCGACAACACCAAAGGUAGGCGACUUAUGAGUUAUUUCCAAGGUAAGCUGGGAAGGAUUGCAGAAGUUAGAGGUAUCAAGAACAUUUUAGUGAGGAAACAAGAUUUCAGGUACGAGCUACGCAGUAGUCAGUGUGUUGUAUUGGUCGGGACACGCCAGGCCUCUUCCCUCAUCCAAAACAAGCAGCAAGAAAAAGACGAUGAUUACAUCACCUUCGACGGCAAAGUUAUGCACGAAGAGUUCACAGAAAACAAAGAACUUGUCGAGAACAGACUUGUUAUUGUUCACUUCGCUGAAAGAACCGAGGAUGACUGGAUCCCGACUGGUUUUGACGAAAAGCGAAUUUUUCAUGUGGAAGACGGCAAAGCUCCGCCCAAAGGAACCCCUACCUUGACUCACCUUGAAUAUCGCAUGAAGAAAAUAUUGCUCGGAGAUGACUUCUUGUACUGA
Molecule: messenger RNA, 480 nt
Organism: Pocillopora meandrina
Lineage: Eukaryota; Metazoa; Cnidaria; Anthozoa; Scleractinia; Pocilloporidae
Source: the annotation of a GenBank genome assembly